AUGUCCCGAAGGAAGCUGCAGCCCCUGGAGGGGACUCGGGCUGGAGCAGGAGAAAAGUGCGAGGAGCUGCAGAGAGGAGCCAUUAGCAUAAAGAUUCAUUGGAUAUCUGAAACCACUUUGCCACCAGAAGAGCUUUUAGAGAUCUUGGGUUACGAUGAGAAGGAUAACAAGGUCUCUACUGCUGCUGCCCAAUUUAUAGAACUAGUGGAAUUUGAUGACUGCAAGGGGAAUAACAAAUUGAACUUCGAAGUUUCUAACCCGGACUUUAAGGUGGAACAUGAUGGGUCUUUAGUUGCACUAAGGAAUAUAUCAGAAGCUGUCAGAGCCUUGUUUGUCCACGCGCGGUCUGAGCACGCUGAGGAUAUGGCAGAAAUUUUGAUUGUUGGAGCAAAUGAAAAACACAGUGCAUUAAAG
Messenger RNA from Leptosomus discolor (cuckoo roller), 414 nucleotides. Lineage: Eukaryota; Metazoa; Chordata; Aves; Leptosomiformes; Leptosomidae. The record is from RefSeq and is a predicted model, not a curated record.